Molecule: messenger RNA, 618 nt
Organism: Racocetra persica
Lineage: Eukaryota; Fungi; Glomeromycota; Glomeromycetes; Diversisporales; Gigasporaceae
Source: the annotation of a GenBank genome assembly
UCAUCUAAAUCAACUCCAGAUCAGAUUCAAAAGGCAUUCAAUAAGUAUAUUGAAAGCAUAAGAAGCUAUUAUAAAUGCAAUCGAGCUAAUAGUUCACAAGAAGAUUAUGAAGAUAAUAUCCGAGCUCUUAACGCAUUCAAAUCUUGGAUAAAUUCAACAAUGUUUACUAAAAUUAAUCGAUUAGAAAGCAAAAACCGUAGAUUAGAAAAGAGGAACUAUCAACAAACAAAAGAGAUCAAAGAUUUAAGAAAAGAAAAUAAUUUCUUAAGGAAGCAAAAUGAGGCUUUAAAAAUAGCCGUUAUGCAUUCAGCUCAGGUAUAUAAAAAUAACGACGAAGAAUAUCAGAGCGAGAUAACUCAACUUCGUCAAAUUCUUGGAGAGAUCGCUUUAUCAUGUCAAGAAUGUAAUAUUGAUUUUAAUAUGGUUAAUAGAAUUUUACAAAAAAAUGGAAUUAAAAUUUUGGGUACUCAAAAACGUUAUUCAAGUUAUCAUGAAGCUUUUGAAGCUGCUAGUUUGCAAAACAUUAACCAGGAUAGUGAAUAUUCAUUACCACGAUCAGUUUCUUUUUAUGAACCUGAACCUGAAGAUGGUGAAUGUUCUAAUAGAAGAAAUCUUUGA